Messenger RNA from Pseudomyrmex gracilis, 736 nucleotides. RefSeq names its product homeobox protein E60. Gene Ontology annotation, molecular function: DNA-binding transcription factor activity, RNA polymerase II-specific; RNA polymerase II cis-regulatory region sequence-specific DNA binding. The coding region runs from base 186 to 575 and encodes 129 amino acids. Gene Ontology annotation, biological process: neuron differentiation; regulation of transcription by RNA polymerase II; multicellular organism development. The transcript is spliced from 2 exons. The record is from RefSeq and is a predicted model, not a curated record. NCBI's taxonomy places the organism in Eukaryota, Metazoa, Arthropoda, Insecta, Hymenoptera, Formicidae. Gene Ontology annotation, cellular component: nucleus.
ACGAAGUAAGUAACGACCCACGGCGGUUACGAGCCGUACUCGAGCUAGACGAGACUAAUGACGAAAUGGCAUCGGGGAACGUGAGCUUUUCUGAAACGAAGCUAUUAUUACGCUUAUUGUGUAAGCUUGCCCGAUCGCUGGCACAUGUCUGCAUUAAAUCAAUAUCACAAUGACACGUAUGGAAAAUGCAGCGAGUUUGCAAUCAGAUCGAUUCAUCACAUCAACGUCCGCGCACGAGGAGGGUGAAGAGGACGGACGCGCGCGGUGGCGGCACCCCCGAGGAGAAACGUCCCAGAACGGCAUUUAGCGGCGAACAGCUAGCGAGAUUGAAGCGGGAAUUUGCUGAGAACCGAUACCUGACGGAACGGCGAAGGCAGCAGCUUUCGAGGGAUCUGGGUUUGAACGAGGCGCAAAUCAAGAUUUGGUUCCAAAACAAACGCGCGAAAAUAAAAAAGGCCAGUGGCCAGAAAAAUCCACUGGCGUUACAACUGAUGGCGCAGGGACUCUACAAUCACUCGACGGUACCGCUCACUAAGGAGGAGGAGGAACAGGCCGCGGAGCUCCAAGCGAAAUGACGAUUGUAAACUUGGAAGAGCACUCGGCUAAGUCUAGUUUAUAAUCGCGAGUCUUAAAUUUCAUAUCUUGAACCCCAAAGAUGCUAUAAGAUCAAAUUUUAUUUUUUCUUUCUCUUUCUUUUUUUUGUGUUUCUGUAUAUAUACAUAUGUAUAGGUAUAUA